Molecule: messenger RNA, 1305 nt
Organism: Microsporum canis CBS 113480
Lineage: Eukaryota; Fungi; Ascomycota; Eurotiomycetes; Onygenales; Arthrodermataceae
Product: prephenate dehydrogenase
Exons: 7
Coding region: 1-1305 (434 amino acids)
Biological process (GO): L-tyrosine biosynthetic process
Molecular function (GO): NAD+ binding; prephenate dehydrogenase (NADP+) activity; prephenate dehydrogenase (NAD+) activity
Source: RefSeq, a predicted model, not a curated record
AUGGCAACACCUAGCCAGGAAAACAGAUCCAUUGGGAUCAUUGGUAUGGGCGAUAUGGGCAAGAUGUAUGCCCAGCGUCUGAGUGAAGCCGGCUGGAGAAUCAACGCCUGUGAUAAGCCGACCAGCUAUGAUAAACUGAGAGAGGAGUUUGCAAAUGAUACCAGUAUCAAUAUACUUCCAAAUGGGCACCUUGUUUCUCGAAUAAGCGACUAUAUUAUCUACAGCGUAGAGGCGAAGCUCAUUGCGUCUGUUGUCGAAGAAUAUGGACCAUCUACGAAAUUGGGGGCGAUUGUAGGAGGCCAGACCUCUUGCAAGGCCCCUGAAUUGGAAGCAUUCGAGAAAUAUCUGCCCAACGACGUGGAGAUAAUCUCAUGCCACUCACUACAUGGACCAAACGUCAACCCUAGAGGCCAACCUUUGGUUUUAAUCCAGCACAGGGCAUCAGAUGAGAGCCUAAAAUUCAUUGAAUGCAUCUUCAAGUCCUUCCAGUCGAAAUACGUCUAUCUCAGUGGAGAGAUGCAUGAUCGGAUCACCGCAGAUACCCAAGCAGUUACCCAUGCUGCGUUUUUAAGCAUGGGAACCGCAUGGCAUGCAAACAGCCAGUUCCCGUGGGAGGUUCCCCGUUAUGUUGGCGGCAUCGAGAACGUAAAGAUCAAUAUCACCUUGAGAAUAUAUGCAAACAAAUGGCACGUCUAUGCAGGUCUUGCUAUACUCAAUCCUUCCGCCAAAAAGCAGAUCAGACAAUAUGCGGAAUCAGUAACGGAGCUGUAUAAACUGAUGUUAGGCGGACACCGUGAAGAACUGACGAAGCGGAUAAAGACCGCCAGAAAGGCCGUGUUUAAGAGCAGUUCCGCGAAACAGGAUCUAUUACUCCAAGAUAACGUCCUGGAUAGAUUUUCUUUAUCUAAGGGACGAACGGAAAGGAUGCCAAAUAACCACCUAAGUCUACUUGCUAUCGUUGAUUGUUGGUGGAAACUGGGAAUUGUCCCUUACGACCAUAUGAUCUGCUCAACUCCUCUUUUCCGCCUCUGGCUCGGAGUCACAGAGUACCUAUUUCAGAACGAGGAACUUUUGGAUGAAGUGAUUGAUAUUGCAAUCAAGGAUAAUACAUUCCGAUCUGACGACCUUGAGUUUACCUUUGCAGCACGAGCAUGGUCGGAAUGCGUAUCCUUUGGAGAUUUCGAGUCGUAUCGCGAUAGAUUCGAGAAGAUACAGUCUUACUUCGCCCCAAGAUUCCCCGAGGCUGUCCGAGUUGGCAACGAGAUGAUGAAGACCAUCCUGGAGAAGACAUCAAAGCCAUCUUGA